Nannospalax galili (Upper Galilee mountains blind mole rat) is the source of this 4979-nucleotide messenger RNA. RefSeq names its product solute carrier family 12 member 7 (gene Slc12a7). Lineage: Eukaryota; Metazoa; Chordata; Mammalia; Rodentia; Spalacidae. Gene Ontology annotation, biological process: chloride transmembrane transport; chloride ion homeostasis; cell volume homeostasis. The transcript is spliced from 25 exons. Bases 27 to 3296 code for a protein of 1089 amino acids. Gene Ontology annotation, cellular component: membrane. The record is from RefSeq and is a predicted model, not a curated record. Gene Ontology annotation, molecular function: potassium:chloride symporter activity.
AGCGAAGCGCACGGCCGAGCGGAGCCAUGCCCACGAACUUCACCGUGGUGCCGGUGGAGGCGCGCGCCGACGGCGCCGGGGACGAGACGGCCGAGCGCGCGGAGGAGCAGCCGGGGUCCACCGAGGGCGCCGAGCCUGCCUGCCCCAGCCCGGGAGAUGGAAACCCCAGGGAGAACAGUCCAUUCAUCAACAAUGUGGAGGUGGAGAGAGAGAGCUACUUCGAGGGGAAGAAUAUGGCGCUUUUUGAGGAAGAGAUGGACAGCAACCCCAUGGUAUCGUCACUGCUGAACAAGCUGGCCAACUAUACCAAUCUAAGUCAGGGUGUGGUGGAACAUGAGGAGGAUGAGGACAGCCGGAGGCGGGAGGUCAAGGCCCCGCGCAUGGGCACCUUCAUCGGAGUCUACCUGCCCUGCCUGCAGAAUAUCCUAGGUGUCAUCCUUUUCCUGCGCCUGACCUGGAUCGUGGGGGCUGCUGGCGUCCUGGAAUCCUUCCUCAUUGUGUCCAUGUGCUGUACCUGUACAAUGCUAACUGCCAUCUCCAUGAGUGCCAUCGCUACCAACGGUGUGGUCCCAGCGGGAGGCUCGUACUACAUGAUCUCCCGGUCACUGGGACCUGAGUUUGGAGGGGCUGUUGGCCUCUGCUUCUACCUGGGCACGACAUUUGCAGGUGCCAUGUACAUCUUGGGCACCAUCGAGAUCUUCCUGACCUACAUCUCCCCAAGUGCAGCCGUCUUCCAGGCAGAGUCGGCAGAUGGGGAGGCUGCUGCGCUGCUGAACAACAUGCGUGUGUAUGGCAGCUGCGCCUUGGCCCUCAUGGCCGUGGUGGUCUUUGUGGGUGUCAAAUACGUCAACAAGCUGGCACUGGUCUUCCUGGCCUGCGUCGUACUCUCCAUCCUGGCCAUUUACGCUGGUGUCAUCAAGACAGCCUUUGCCCCGCCCGACAUCCCGGUCUGUCUUCUUGGAAACCGCACACUGGCAAAACGUAACUUCGAGGCCUGUGCAAAGAUGCAGGUUGUCAACAAUGAGACGGUGACCACUGCUCUCUGGCACCUCUUCUGCAAUGGCUCUAGCCUGAGUGCCACCUGUGAUGAGUACUUUAUGCAGAACAAUGUCACCGAGAUCCAAGGCAUACCUGGUGUGGCCAGUGGCGUCUUCCUGGAUAACCUGUGGAGCACAUACUCAGACAAGGGGGCAUUUGUGGAAAAGAAGGGUGUGUCUUCCGUGCCUGUGCCCGAGGAGAGCCGACCUGGAGGACUGCCGUACGUCCUCACGGACAUCAUGACCUACUUCACCAUGCUGGUUGGCAUCUACUUCCCCUCCGUGACUGGGAUCAUGGCGGGAUCUAACCGCUCCGGGGACCUCAAGGAUGCCCAGAAGUCCAUCCCUACAGGGACUAUUCUGGCCAUUGUGACCACAUCUUUCAUUUAUCUUUCCUGUAUAGUGCUAUUUGGAGCCUGCAUUGAAGGUGUGGUCUUGAGAGAUAAGUUUGGGGAGGCCCUGCAGGGGAACCUGGUCAUUGGCAUGCUGGCCUGGCCAUCCCCCUGGGUCAUUGUUAUUGGCUCCUUCUUCUCUACCUGUGGUGCUGGUCUACAGAGCCUGACUGGGGCUCCCCGCCUGCUGCAGGCCAUUGCCCGAGAUGGUAUCAUCCCCUUCCUGCAGGUGUUUGGCCAUGGGAAGGCCAACGGGGAGCCCACAUGGGCCCUGCUGCUCACAGCCCUCAUCUGUGAGACAGGCAUCCUCAUCGCCUCCCUGGACAGCGUGGCCCCCAUCCUGUCCAUGUUCUUCCUCAUGUGCUACAUGUUCGUGAACCUGGCCUGUGCUGUACAGACCCUGCUGCGCACACCCAACUGGCGUCCACGUUUCAAGUUCUACCACUGGACCCUCUCAUUCCUUGGCAUGAGUCUCUGCCUCGCCCUGAUGUUCAUCUGCUCCUGGUACUACGCCCUCUUCGCCAUGCUCAUCGCUGGUUGCAUCUACAAGUACAUCGAAUACCGAGGAGCCGAAAAGGAGUGGGGCGAUGGCAUUAGGGGUCUGUCACUGAAUGCUGCCCGCUAUGCCCUGCUGCGUGUGGAACAUGGACCCCCCCAUACCAAGAACUGGAGGCCCCAAGUGUUGGUGAUGCUGAACCUGGACAGUGAGCAGUGUGUGAAGCACCCCCGCCUCCUGUCUUUCACCUCACAGCUAAAGGCUGGCAAGGGACUGACCAUCGUGGGCUCUGUGCUGGAGGGCACCUACUUAGACAAGCAUGUGGAGGCCCAGCGGGCUGAAGAGAACAUCCGGUCCCUGAUGGGUGCAGAGAAGACCAAAGGCUUCUGUCAGCUGGUGGUGUCCUCCAAUCUGCGGGAUGGCGCGUCCCACCUCAUCCAGUCAGCUGGUCUUGGGGGCAUGAAGCACAACACUGUGCUCAUGGCCUGGCCCGAGACCUGGAAGCAGACAGACAAUCCUUUUUCCUGGAAGAACUUUGUGGAUACCGUCCGAGACACGACAGCAGCACACCAAGCACUGUUGGUAGCCAAAAACAUUGACCUGUUCCCGCAAAACCAAGAGCGUUUCAGUGAUGGGAACAUCGACGUGUGGUGGAUCGUGCAUGAUGGGGGCAUGCUCAUGUUGCUGCCUUUCUUGCUGCGUCAGCACAAGGUGUGGCGGAAGUGCCGGAUGCGCAUCUUCACAGUGGCCCAGGUGGACGACAACAGCAUCCAGAUGAAGAAGGACCUGCAGAUGUUUCUGUACCACCUCAGAAUCAGUGCUGAGGUGGAGGUGGUGGAGAUGGUUGAAAACGACAUUUCUGCAUUCACCUACGAGAAGACACUGAUGAUGGAACAGAGGUCGCAGAUGCUUAAGCAGAUGCAGCUAUCAAAGAAUGAGCGGGAGAGAGAGGCCCAGCUGAUUCAUGACAGGAACACAGCAUCCCACACCACAGCAGCUGCUCGAACCCAAGCCCCACCAACGCCCGACAAAGUGCAGAUGACCUGGACGAAAGAAAAGCUGAUAGCAGAGAAGCACAGAAACAAGGACACCGGUGCAUCGGGCUUCAAAGACCUGUUCAGCCUGAAGCCAGAGUGGGGAAACCUGGACCAGUCCAACGUCAGGAGGAUGCACACUGCAGUGAAGCUCAAUGGCGUUGUCCUCAGCAAGUCCCAGGAUGCCCAGCUGGUCCUGCUGAAUAUGCCAGGGCCCCCUAAAAACCGGCAAGGAGACGAGAACUACAUGGAGUUUCUUGAGGUCUUGACUGAGGGGCUGAACAGGGUCCUGUUGGUCAGAGGUGGUGGCCGUGAGGUCAUUACCAUCUACUCCUAACACCCACAGCUUGGACACAACUGGAUAGGGUGGGGACUAUGCUGGCAGCCUGUGACCAUGCUGAGGCCCACCAGGAUGCCACUCAGUGAUGGCCACUACCCUGUCAACUUGUGACCUGGCCCACCAAGAUGUUGCGGUAAUGCCAGUCACCCUGCCACGUCUGGCUUCCCACAUACAUUUUCUAACACCCCCUUGGGCUCCCUUCAAAUAGAAGCUCUAGAGGGAAUGUCUAGCGUGGUCUUGAGAGGGCAGGCUCCUGACAUUGUAUGGGGCAACGCUGGGUAUACCCAGGGACCCUGGAGUCAGCUCUCUGCUGUGGGCAGAGCCUCAUCUCCAGAUUCUAGGAUCACUUUUCUCAGCAGCCGACUGUCCAACAUUUGUGGCAGUUACAUUUCACUUCUACCCUGUCCAGCACACUCAUGAACAAGCAUAUAGUUCCUUGAGGUGGAGGCCAAAUGUCAGUGGGGCUGUGGUUCUCCAUUGGCUUGUCUCCUGUUUCUUUAAGCAUCUUUGCUGUGCUUUCUGUACAGCGAGUAAGCUGAGGAUUGCUCAUCUGUACCACAUUCCCUGACCACAUGCCUCAGGCACUGCUCCCUGGAAGUAGAGCCAGUAUUUGAGGUAGGCAUUGGUAUGGCUGGGUCCUGUGGUACCUGCCAGCUGUGUUCUCAGGAGUUUUUCUCCCUGGGAGCUCCUGCACAGUGAACCCUGGUUCUGUGGCACCAUAGCUAUCCACAACUAGUUCGCCUUCUUUCCUUUGGGAACCCAGCCACUUCAUUUCCUAAGCACUGAGCUGGGAGCCUCAAGUAGGUGACUCUACUGAGAGCCAGGGUGUAACAAGCAAAACCAAAACACUGAGACUUCUGCACACAGCCUGAUAGCAGGAGCCUCAGAAUGAGACCAAUGAUGUGGCCCAGCAUAUAGCUCUAUGCGUGUGCCAUGCCGCCCACCCCAGCCUAACACCCUCAGCAUCAGCAGCUGUGGCCCCAGGUCGCCGUGGCUGAGCCUCCUGUUCCCUGCCAUGGGUGUAGCCUUACUCUGCUGGGGCCACAGAAGCCUCUGUACCUUUCAAGAACCUGACAGGUGAUUUGCACUUUACCCUUGAGCAUUCUGCUCUGUAGGUCAUAGUCUGUGAGCAGCAGCAGUGAUCUGUGCCUCACUUUCUCUAUGGCAAAUUUAUUUAUUUAACCUUCCUGGGGGAGCACAAUAGAGAUGGCUUCUGUGUGGGGCCCCAUGCUUCCGCAGGGAAAUCAACCCUUGUCCACAUCCAUAAAGUUCCAGUUAGAGGUUCAGUUUGUACCUGCACAGGUUUCUUGGGCUUAGGCAUCCAAAGGUCAGCUUACCAGAGUGACUACUGCCUGGCAUGUGUCCCCCCAUAGCACAGUGGGGCCUGGAGUUUCUACUCCUGCUGCUUUGGCUCUGCUUUGACUUUGGCUUCUGAGCCACAUGCCCAGAGCAGAGCACGUGGGCACCUUUGUCAGUGGUCAGGAGUCAGUCUUAGGUGGCGGGUCUCUUCAGGUCCUGGAUCACUACUCACAAGAACUGCCUGUGAGAGCCUCGCCUGUGUUCAGCCUCCUCUCCCCUGCAAACUCUGUCCCUGGUAACCGGCCAUUCAAACCAGCUUCAUGUUUUCCUUUCGUAGGUUUUGACUUGGUUGGUGGGAGAAUAAAAUCCUGUGAAAUCUGA